Molecule: messenger RNA, 729 nt
Organism: Aspergillus affinis
Lineage: Eukaryota; Fungi; Ascomycota; Eurotiomycetes; Eurotiales; Aspergillaceae
Product: type 1 glutamine amidotransferase
Exons: 3
Coding region: 1-729 (242 amino acids)
Cellular component (GO): nucleus; cytosol
Source: RefSeq, a predicted model, not a curated record
AUGACGCGAAUUGCCAUUCUCGAAUGUGACACCCCCAUUGACCCCGUCAAAGAUCGCUAUGGCACCUACGGCGACAUGUUCAAGAGGCUCCUCAACACCUCACUUGCUUCACUUGGGAGUACGAACACCACACUCGAAGUGACCAAAUGGAACGUGGUAGAAGACUCGGUGUUCCCUGACCCAGAGGACUUUGACGCACUUCUAUUGACCGGAAGCAAACACGAUGCUUUUUCAGAUGCGUCAUGGAUAGUCGAAUUAACGAACUACGUUGAACGAAUCCAUCAACACAAGAAACAUAUAAUCGGGAUCUGCUUUGGUCAUCAAAUCAUCGCCCGAGCAUUAGGUGCGCGAGUCGGUCGAAGUGAUGCCGGAUGGGAAGUAUCAGUCGAACAGAUCUCCCUGAGUGAUGCGGGAAAGGGGCUCUUCUCCAGACAUACCUUCUCAUUGCAUCAAAUGCACCGCGAUAUCGCCCAUGAAAUCCCCGCCGGAUGCGUGAACCUCGGCUCGACGCCCAUCUGUGAAGUGCAGGGGCUGUAUAUGCCAGGUCGCAUUCUCACGGUCCAGGGACAUCCGGAGUAUGAUGGGUUUGUGAUUAGCAGUUUGUUGGAGGCUCGGUAUAAGAUGGGGAUCUUUGAUGAGGAGACUUUUCGCAGUGGGACCGAGAGAGCGGGAAAGCCGCAUGAUGGGGUGUUGUUUGGGGAGGCUGUGUGGAGGUUUCUGUUAUCUUGA